Messenger RNA from Mercenaria mercenaria, 702 nucleotides. RefSeq names its product probable serine/threonine-protein kinase DDB_G0283337. The transcript has a single exon. The record is from RefSeq and is a predicted model, not a curated record. Bases 1 to 702 code for a protein of 233 amino acids. NCBI's taxonomy places the organism in Eukaryota, Metazoa, Mollusca, Bivalvia, Venerida, Veneridae.
AUGGACAAAGAAAGUGCACGAAAUAACUAUUAUCUGUCAAAACGAACUGGAGAUAUUGGACUCUUCGCAAAGAAAAACAUUGACAAAGAUGGUACCGAUGAAGGGGAUUUGUUUCAAAGACAUAUUAAAAUCAAUGUUGCAAAGCCUUACAGUGAUGUGGAGAAUAUAAGCAGUGAUGAUCUCGUUGUUGAUGAAAGUCAUAACGAUUUAACUGCAUUAAAAGACAUAACAGAAGAGGAAUUACAAGAUACUUUAAAUUCUGAUGAUGAAAAUAAUAAUUCAGAGAGAAAAGUGAUUAUUUCUGAUGAUGAAAAUAAUAAUUCAGAGAGAAAAGAGAUGAUUGUGGAUUUUGAAACUAGUAUGCAAAGCAUAAUUGAUGACGAUGAGAUACCCUUUGAUCAAGAAGAAAUUGUUUGUAGUUCAAAUGAAGAUGAAACUGAGAAAGAAAAUUCUCACAGUGAAGAAAAUGGCGAUAUAUCCUCCAGUGAACAAUUUUCUGAUAUAUCUGAUGACGUGGAAGAUUGCGUGCGUAGUGAAGAAAAGGUGAAUAGUGAAAGUGCUCUGAGUGAAGAAUGUAUGUGUAUUGCAGAAAAGAUGAGUAGUGAAAACAGUGACGAGUUCUGUGAAAUCAAUGAAGAAAAUUUGUCAUGUGAAAAUAAUGUUUUAAUUGCUGAUGAUGUCUCUAGUGCAGAUAGUGAUUAA